Molecule: messenger RNA, 903 nt
Organism: Komagataella phaffii GS115
Lineage: Eukaryota; Fungi; Ascomycota; Pichiomycetes; Pichiales; Pichiaceae
Product: Quinolinate phosphoribosyl transferase
Exons: 1
Coding region: 1-903 (300 amino acids)
Biological process (GO): quinolinate catabolic process; NAD+ biosynthetic process
Cellular component (GO): cytoplasm
Molecular function (GO): nicotinate-nucleotide diphosphorylase (carboxylating) activity
Source: RefSeq, a predicted model, not a curated record
AUGAGUUUCUCCAACCCCAACCCCGAAUUUGCCCAUCUUUUACCUGUGGACGGAAAAUGGAAGAAAGAUAUCACCAGCUGGCUAGACGAGGAUACCCCUUCUUUUGAUUACGGAGGAUAUGUGGUGGGUGAAAACCUGCAGAGUGCUACUCUAUGGAUAAAGUCCAACGGAGUCAUUAGUGGAGUACCGUUUGCACAAGAGGUUUACAAACAAUGCGGUUUGGAGGUCGAGUGGUUUCUAAAGGAAGGGGAUUACAUUUGUGGUGGAGACGAGGGUAAAGUGAAAGUUGCACUCGUUAAGGGCCCUGUUCGAAACAUCCUCCUCGCUGAACGGUUAUCGCUGAAUAUUCUAGCAAGAUGCUCUGGGGUCGCUACUCAAAGCUAUAUUACUAUAAAAAGGGCUAGAGAAGCUGGAUACAAAGGAAUCAUUGCGGGAACCAGAAAGACUACUCCAGGAUUACGAUUGUUGGAAAAAUACUCAAUGCUCGUUGGUGGAUGCGACAGUCACCGUUAUGAUCUAAGUUCUAUGAUUAUGCUGAAAGACAACCAUAUCUGGUCAACUGGUUCGAUCACCAAGGCCAUUGAAAGUGCUCAAAAAGUGAUUGGAUUUAGCACUAAGAUUGAGGUGGAAGUGCAAGACGAAGCUGAAGCCAAUGAGGCCAUAGCAGCAGGAGCCGAUAUUAUCAUGUUGGACAAUUUCACCGGUGAGGGGCUGAAAGUCGCAGCCAUCAAUUUGAAGAACAAGUGGGCUAACACAAACAAGAAAUUCUAUUUGGAGUGCAGUGGAGGUUUGACUUUGGAUAAUAUAAAGGAUUAUCUGUGCAAUGAAAUUGAUAUCUAUAGUACUUCUUCGAUCCAUCAGGGAGUCGGUAUAGUGGACUUCAGUCUGAAAAUCAAUAAAUAA